AUGCAGGUCAUGAAAUACUGUUUGGCAAGCGUGCUGGCUCCUCUGAAUUACGACAGCGAGGAGAAGGGGCUGGUGGCUUCGUGCAUUGGAUCUCAUGGCAAGUACCGUUCUGUCUUCGGAUAUGAUCACGAGCAGCUCUCCAAGGUCUGGCUUCACAAACACGCGAAGCCUCUGCAAGAGCUCAUCAAGAUGUUCGCGGACAGCGGGGAGCUGGUGCAUGGCAUCGACUACGACGGCCCCAUCAAGAACGCGGUUCGCUUCAACAGCUCCAUGGAGGAGCUGUUCGACAGGACGGAGAUCAAAGAAGUGUUGACCAGACUGAUCGAGCAAUCGCACAGCCAUCUCGGUACUGUUCCGGAGUCGGCUCGCCGGGCGCCAGUGGAAGUCACCGAUGACGCAGAGAACCAUUCCAUCGCGCUCGGCUUCGCCAUGAAGAAGGGGGGCCCAGGUAGCCUCUCGGACCGCCUUGGUGAGCAGACAGCCAGCAUGAGGGAUGUGCUCGAGAAGAAAUGGAAGAUCUUCGAGAAAUUGGCUUGCUUGUCAGAGGAUGCUAAGCACACGCUCGAGACCAUCGAGACCGCUGCCCGUCAGAAAGUUUCGGACCACGUUGCCAUCAUCGUGGAAGGCAGCACGAGCCAAGCUAUGGGCAAUCUCAUCAGCAAUACUUUCGUUGGGGGGCUCAGGGGAGACGAUCACAAGAAAGUGCUCAUUAUUUAUGAUAACAAGCAGGCGGGCGAAUCCAUGACAGCUCCCCACAUUCGCAUGCCAUCGUUCAAGUCAGAUCGGCUGAAAAAGAUGAUGAUUUUGCCUGUGGCUGUUCCGCCUGACUAG
Prorocentrum cordatum is the source of this 831-nucleotide messenger RNA. NCBI's taxonomy places the organism in Eukaryota, Dinophyceae, Prorocentrales, Prorocentraceae. The record is from the annotation of a GenBank genome assembly.